Messenger RNA from Trichophyton rubrum CBS 118892, 324 nucleotides. RefSeq lists its product as uncharacterized. The transcript has 2 exons. The record is from RefSeq and is a predicted model, not a curated record. The coding region runs from base 1 to 324 and encodes 107 amino acids. Lineage: Eukaryota; Fungi; Ascomycota; Eurotiomycetes; Onygenales; Arthrodermataceae.
AUGGGAUGGCUACGCAAUAGCUGUGAACCUCGCCGACGAUUACUGCGUUCAGAGCGUCAGGGCGCAUGCAGCCCGUUAUCACAAUACCAUACUUCAUCCCGCCUGCCUAGGCCCAGUGGCCCCAGCCGUGUUAGUGACGCGCUCUUCCAGUGGAACUAUGAGCAAUCUGUCUUCUCCAAUAUGAGUAGUGCAGGCGAGGUUUCGUUGGAUUUCGAUUUCCCCCAGAACUCUUUGGACGUCUUUACAUUUGCGAGAAUGAUCAAGUCGAUGGCUAGAUCCAAAGCAAUGACUGCUACAAAAAUUCCUGAGAGUGGAGGAGGUUGA